Molecule: messenger RNA, 1541 nt
Organism: Sipha flava (yellow sugarcane aphid)
Lineage: Eukaryota; Metazoa; Arthropoda; Insecta; Hemiptera; Aphididae
Gene: Dpit47
Product: tetratricopeptide repeat protein 4
Exons: 8
Coding region: 249-1430 (393 amino acids)
Molecular function (GO): Hsp90 protein binding
Source: RefSeq, a predicted model, not a curated record
AUUAAGUAAAAUGACUCAAUAAAUAUUGUUCAACCAACGUGUGGAAAAAAACGCGGAUUUUUAAAUAUUCAUGGAAAAACAAAGAAUAUCAUUGACAAUUUAUGAUAAGAUUUGAUAACAUGUGCUCGUAAAAAUAUUAUUAUUAAAAAAAAAUCAAUAUCCAAAACAUUUAUGAAGAAUACCUGGGUAGAAACUGGUGAAUAGUUAUGUAGUGUAACAUCUUACCAUAGUGAAACUUUAAAAUUGAAAUGGACAAGAUUUUAGAUGCCCCCAAUAAGAAGGUGAUGACCGAUGAGGAACGUGCAAAACUUGCAAUUCGUCUUGACGAAGAUUUGGAUAAUUUUAUAGACAAUUUGCAGCGUACACCUUAUAAAGAUGGUUGGAAAGAAGAAACAUGGCGCGAGGAAAUGGAAAAGCAUCCAUUUUUCAUGAGCAAGCCUCCUAAACCAGAAGAUGAGCUAUCACCUCUAGUUGAAGGAUUGCAAAAUCUUCGAUAUGAUCCAGAUGAUAACACUCCUGAAGAGUUGGCAACUAAACACAAGGAAGAUGGAAAUUUUAAUUUCAAGUGUCGUAAAUAUAAAUUAGCCAUUAUGAGUUAUCAAGAAGGCCUUAAACUAAAUUUUCAAAAUGAUCAAUUGCGUGCUCAAAUGUUUAACAAUAUGUCUGCUUCUCAUUAUUUUUUAAAGAACUUCAGGUCAAGUUUGAUAGCUGCUGAACAAGCCCUAAAAAUAAAACCUGACUAUGAAAAAACAAUCUUAAGAGCAAUAAAUUGCUGUAUCCAAUUAAAAGAGUUUGAUAAAUGUGUAGAUUAUUGUGAUAAAUAUUUGGAAAAAAUUCCAGGAGAUAAUAUUGUAAUGGAAUUAAAAAAAGAAGCAAUUAAAUCUAAAAAAAUUAUAGAGAUGAAAAAAAGAAAAACAAUGAAGAUUCAAAAACAGAGAGAAGUCGAAAAACAAAGAUUAUUAGAUGAACUUAACAAAAGACAAUUGUGUAUUAUUGGCAAAAAAAGUGGUCCGAUCAAAGAUUUAGCGGUGUUAGAUCCUAAAGUACCUGGAUUAGUACAGCCAGUGCAUUUGGUAGAGAAUCGAUUAGUAUGGCCAGUUACUUUUUUGUAUCCAGAGUAUCAGACUUCUGAUAUCAUACAAGAAUUUCAUGAAGAUUCUACGUUUUAUGACUACUUAAUGGAAAUAUUUUCUGAAAGACCAGAAUGGGAUGUUGAAGGAAAAUAUAGUGCAGACACUGUAAAUGUUUAUUUUGAACUUUUAAAUGAAUUUAAGAUUGCUACCAAAGUUACAAAAAUAGAAACACAAACAUGUACUUUAGGAGAAGCACUAACAUUAUUAAGGUGUCCAAUUAACAACGGAACAGCAGUGUUUAUGGUCUAUGUUGCUGAAGGUCAACACGAAAAAGAGUUUUUAGAAAAUGCGCCAUAAUAAAAUCAAUAAAUGGUAAUACUUGUUCUUAAAUUGUUAGUUAUUUACUUAAUUUUGUGUUAUUGUUAAUGUUGGCAAAACGUAUGUUAAAAAUUUGUAUUUAUAAAUUAA